GGAGGUCCACCACCCGGAAAUAGAAAAAAACAGAGCGGAUGACGCCUGACUGGACCGUAUGUCAUUGAGCAGCACAUGAGUAACGUUACAUGGUCUCACUGAGGUGCCUUCGACGCGUCACAAGCGGAAGGAAGGGAAAAAACGGUAAAAAGCUCGACUCCAUCACCGUGUUAUGUUUGACCGGAUCACGGUGCCACCUUUGCCCGCGGAGACGUAGCCGAGCAGCAGAGCCGGACCCCGCCGUCCACCUUCGCCACUUCCCCGCUAUGGACGUGCUCCUUUGGAUGCCCCCGCUGCUGCUGGUGCCGCUUCUGUUGUGGACCAGCAGCACAUUCGUCUUCUAUUUCAAAAAGUGCUUUUACGUGGCCUGGAUGAUGGUACUGGCCCUGGCCGCCAUCCCGCUGUGCAUACUGAAGAGCGGGGGCAGGGACGUGGAGAACAUGAGGAUCAUCCGCGUCCUCGUUCGUCAUGUCAAGUAUUUCCUCGGCCUCCGGUUCGAAGUCAGCGGCUGGGAGCACCUGCAGACCGAGGGCCCCUACGUUAUCAUCUCCAACCACCAGAGCUCCCUCGACGUUUUGGGCCUGAUGGAGAUCUUGCCCGACCGCUGCACCAUGAUCGCCAAGAAGGAGCUGAUCUAUGCCGGCACGGUGGGCCUCAUCUGCUGGCUCGGCGGCAUCGUCUUCAUCAACCGCAAGAAGACCAGCGACGCCAAGAGUGUCAUGGCUGAGGCCGCGCAGACCAUGCUAGACGAUCAGAUCCGUCUGUGGGUGUUCCCAGAGGGAACGCGGAACCAGAGAGGCGACUUGCUGCCGUUCAAAAAAGGCGCCUUCCACUUGGCCGUGCAAGCGCAAGCGCCCAUCAUUCCCGUGGUCUUCUCCUCCUACAGCAACUUCUACCUACGGAAAGAAAAACAGUUCAAAUCGGGGACCAUCAGAUUGAAGAUCCUGCCAAAGAUCGAUACAAAAGGGAUGACGUCCGAGGACGUGUCGUCCCUCGCCGACAAGUCCUUUGACGUGAUGCGCUCGGCCUUCCUGGACAUCUCCAAAACCUACAGCAACGGCCCUGUGAGGCACUGAGCAGCCACCAUACUCUCACCGCCAAGACGCUGCCACUUCUGUCUCCAGCGAUUUUCUUUUCCAGUCGACCCCUCCCAACCACCACCAACGGGCUGUCCCCAUACCUGACCAAGGACACCACGUGAUUGCGGCGGUUUUGUCUCGUUGACCCCUCCCUUCGAGCGCAGUCCUGACCCUCGCCAUGUUGGCGAGCGGAGUGACGGACAGUGCGCCCCAACAAUCUUGAUGUCUGUCGGUUUUCUUCUGUGCAUGCAUUCUUUCUCACACUGCUUCAUCUUUGCUUUGGACGCUAAUUUUUUGUUGCCAUUUUUCUAAGCCCUCAUUCUGCCUUUUUUCUUUUGUAUUCCUCUGAUGUUGCCUUUGUUGGGGUUAUCGUCGGACGCAGCCCACCUCCUUCCUUCCUUCCUCUCUGCAUUCCACCCUAAAAACAAAAGCAGGCGGGGUUUUCACAAGUGGUGGAGGUCAGAGUCCAACGCGUCGUAGAGUUCCUUCCCGAUGAGCUCAUCUCGAUAUCCAUUUUGCUUCUUCAGCCCUCGAAAGUCAAGGUGGCGCCGUUUUAUUUAAGGGACUGACCCGCCAUCUUGUGCUUCAGUGGCUGACGUCAUGCCUCCGCUUGCCUGCUACCGGGUAGAACGCAGCGGUCAGUGAGUGUCGUCUUGUCACAUCACUUCUCUUUUAGACUCCUUUUAAAGCGCUCAUUAGGAUCGCUAGUGACCAGGAAGUGGAGAGGGACAGAAAUGGGGCACCAAAAUGUCAGGUGAACGACCUCAGACAUGUUUUGUUGGUAGGCAAUGUGGACAUUUAUUAUUAUUGUUAUUAUUAUUCCCAUUCUAAAAUUACAUAAGGUGUUUUAAGUUGCCAUUUAACCCCAUAGGAUAGAUUAUAUUUGAUUAUUUAAGAGGAAUUUUGGCCUUAAGUUUGAUUUGAGCUUCUGUAUCCCAUUUCAUUUCGGGGGGGGGGAUUCGAGAGUAUUGCAGCAUCGGGAGGUAGUACGAGAGCAGUAACGGGUGGGACGGCCUCUGUGAGAAAGGGAAUGCCAGCAAGUUUGGACGAGAAGUGUGAAAAGCAUCCCUACUCCUUGCCUGUCUUGUUGAAAGCAGAUGACCUUGUCUGACAAUAUUUUAUACGUCACAUCAGACGCUGGCACGGAAUGUCGUCCCAAUUAUCCUGUCACAAGAUGCCAUGUCGCCGCAUGAAAGCCCUGGCUUCUGUGUAAAAAGCACUUGGUCUUAGGGCAGGUUUUGCCGGCUUUUGUUUACCCACGCCAGCACCUGCUUCCCGUUUUUUUGAGAAUGUAAUUUGAGCAUUUGGGAUAAAGUACGUGCGCGACUAACCACAUGUAAUGUCCCCCCCCGAUUGGUGCUUUUAAGGAAAAGUGCAAUUUUUAGGGGGAGGAUAUUGCCUGUCUACAACCUUAUGAGAGACAUAAACACACGUCUUUCUCUUUUUUGUGCAUUCUAAAGACAUAAAAAUAGCUAAAAAGAGGUAGCUAAAUAAUGCACCGAAUGGGACACACCUAUUCCACCUCGAAAGCCUGCUAUUAAAACACCUCUGACAAGGUUGAAUCCUUUUUUAUUCAUGCCGUGAGCAUGUAGUGGUGGGUACAUUCAUGAUAACAUGGACUACUUAACAGUAUACUUCCUUUAUAAAAAGGAAGUAUGGCGAGGUGUCACUACGCUACUAAUGUAGUUCUUCUAGGCGGAAUAGGUGCAUCCCUCUGUCUCCUUCUACCUGUUUUUUAUUCACCUUUAGAAGGCACAGAAAAGAGAAAGACGUGUGUGUUUGUGUCUCACAUUAGGAUUGUGGAUGAUGGGCAAUGUUUUUCUUUCACUUUUCCUUUAAAGUGUGUUUUUUUUAUCUCGCACGCAGUUGUUGUCCGAGCUUGGAUGGCUUUUGAUGAAAUGUUCAUGACUGAUUGUGAGGAGGUUUGACGAGUGGCGCUGGCUCGUACUCGCUUCAUAGGUGACCUGCUCGCGCCUCAGCUUUACACACACAUACACACACACACACCGCAGUAAGGACAGUUUGAAUAUUUACCCCUAAUAUUACUAACUUCUUUUUGCUCCUUGUCUUGCAUUCAAAAUACAGUAUAAUUUUUUUUCUUUUAGCAAGUUGCUUGAAUGUUGAACCAAAUUGGUUUCCUCCAACAAAAAAAACAAAGGCUUUAAAAAAAAAAAAAUCAUAUGUUCAGUUUGUGUCUUAUCAUUUGUGACGUGUCAAUUAGUGAGUUUAAUGGACGGCACAAGUGCGAUGCAAUCAUGUAUGCAUUCUUUCAUAGAGAUGUUCAAAUUUACAUUGUGAUCAUUUUUUGUGAUUCGUUGGGGAUGAGGUGGGGGGGCUUCCAAAAAAAGUAAUCAAAACAACAAUUGGGUUACUCUGAGAAAAAAAGGAAGUGAAUAUAGCACUUUUCAUGUUGAAUUUUGGCAGGAAACAAAAACAAACUGUCUUCAUGGUCACCAAAGCUAUUAAAGUGUAAUUGUUGGUAGCUUUAGUUGGAACAUAAAUAACAACCUACAGAGUGUGCGUGGGUGCGUGUCCCACAUUUCAAUAAUAAUCUGACAUACAUUGACGAUGUCGUGUUCCUGAUUUCACCUCCUGUGGGUAAAUGUGAAUGCCUUGCAAGUGCAACAGAUGAAAUAAAUGUAUUUCUUUUUUUCUUAAA
Molecule: messenger RNA, 3738 nt
Organism: Doryrhamphus excisus (bluestripe pipefish)
Lineage: Eukaryota; Metazoa; Chordata; Actinopteri; Syngnathiformes; Syngnathidae
Gene: agpat2
Product: 1-acylglycerol-3-phosphate O-acyltransferase 2 (lysophosphatidic acid acyltransferase, beta)
Biological process (GO): phosphatidic acid biosynthetic process
Cellular component (GO): membrane; endoplasmic reticulum
Molecular function (GO): 1-acylglycerol-3-phosphate O-acyltransferase activity
Source: RefSeq, a predicted model, not a curated record